UCUCUCUCUCUCUCUCUCUCUCUCUCUUCUUCACUCUGAGCUCAAGCGAUUUCAUCCCAUGGGAAAAAUCUCUGAAGUGAUUAUUUAGCACUUCUUUUUUUCUUUUUUUUUUGUCACCUUCUGAAUCCAUUUUUAUGGAUCUUGGAGUUCGUGUUCCGUGUAAUGAAAACAACGGGUCUUCUCCGGGUCAAACCGAACUCGGAUCUGGUUUCAGUAACAAGCAAGAAAGAUCCGGUUUCGAUGGUGAAGAAGAUUGCUGGAGAAGUUCAAAGCUCUCAAGAACAUCUAAUGAUGGCUUCUCUUCUUCCUCUGCCGCUGCUGCUAAGACGCUGUCGUUUCAUCAGGGCAUCCCUUUACUGAGAUCUACCACUAUUGAUCCUCGUAGAGGAGGAGGACAAGAACAUAUGCUUAGCUUCUCUUCUCCUUCAGACAAAUCAGAUGUCUCACCUUAUCUUCAGUACUGUAGAAACUCAGGAUAUGGUGGUUUAGGUGGUGGGAUGAUGAACACAAGCAGCAUGCAUGGAAACUUAUUGACAGGAGUAAAAGGACCUUUUUCAUUGACUCAAUGGGCUGAGCUAGAGCAACAGGCUUUGAUCUAUAAGUAUAUCACAGCCAAUGUCCCUGUGCCAUCUAGCUUACUCCUUUCUCUUAAGAAAUCUUUUUUCCCUUAUGGAUCCUUGCCUCCUAAUUCUUAUGGAUGGGGCUCUUUUCAUCUGGGCUUUUCCGGUGGUAACAUGGAUCCCGAGCCAGGGAGAUGUCGCCGGACAGAUGGAAAGAAAUGGCGGUGCUCGAGGGAUGCUGUCCCUGAUCAAAAGUACUGUGAACGACAUAUUAACCGAGGCCGCCAUCGUUCAAGAAAGCCUGUGGAAGGCCAAAAUGGCCACAAUACUACUGCUGCCGCCGCUUCUACCGCUGCUGCAGUGUCCAAAGCAGCGGGGACUUCGGCUGUUGCGAUGCGGGGAUCAGAUCAUAACAAUAGCCUUGCUGCUGCUGCUAGAACUCAUCGUCAUGCCAAUAAUCAAUCUACAGAUUCUUUGGCUACCAGGGUUCAAAAUUCUCGAGGGGCUUCAGUUUUUCCUGCCACGAUGAACUUACAAACGAAGGAUCCUCAUCCGAAACAAAGCAAUAACCCUUUUGAAUUUGGAAUCAUCUCCUCUGACGCAUUACUAAAUCCGUCGCAUAAGCAAGCCUCCUACGGAAACUCCUCGAAAGGCUUUGGAUCGUAUCUUGACUUCAGCAACCAAGCCAAGCACUCGGGAAAUCACCACAAUGACGAUUCAUGGCCCCCCGAAGAGCUGAAAUCUGAUUGGACUCAGCUCUCAAUGUCAAUCCCCAUGGCUCCAUCUUCCCCUGUUCAAGAUAAAGUAGCACUCUCGCCUUUGAGGUUAUCGCGUGAGUUUGACCCCGCGAUCCACAUGGGAUUAGGCGUCAACACCGAGUUUCUUGAGCCUGGUAAGAAGGCGAAUAACUGGAUACCGAUCUCUUGGGGUAACAAUAACUCCAUGGGAGGUCCUCUUGGCGAGGUACUAAACAGCACGACGAAUAGUCCCAAGUUUGGUUCUUCUCCAACAGGCGUCUUGCAAAAAUCGACAUUUGGUUCUCUUUCUAACAGCAGCUCGGGAAGCAGCACCAUCAUUGGCGAUAACAGCAACAAGAACGGCAGCGAUGGAAAGGAUCCGCUUGGCCCAACCACGCUGAUGAACACUUCCGCUACUGUUCCCUCUCUGUGAAGCCAAGGACUAUGGCGAAAACAAAACACUCUGUUUUUCCCCUGUUUCUGUUUUUUUUUCCCCUUACUUGGUGCAUCGUUGUUGUUGUUUUCUUUAUAUAUAAAGUCAGAAGAAACUAAAAGGAAAGAUGAGAAGAGUGAUGAGUUUUUUUUCUUCUUCUUCUUCUUCUUAUUCAUAAUCUUUGUUCUUUGUUUUUCCUCAUAAACCCGUUUCUUCUCAAUCUUUCUGAUUUCUGAAUGUAUUUGUUGAUUCAUUGUU
Molecule: messenger RNA, 1988 nt
Organism: Capsella rubella
Lineage: Eukaryota; Viridiplantae; Streptophyta; Magnoliopsida; Brassicales; Brassicaceae
Product: growth-regulating factor 1
Exons: 4
Coding region: 135-1730 (531 amino acids)
Biological process (GO): regulation of DNA-templated transcription; DNA-templated transcription; developmental process
Cellular component (GO): nucleus
Molecular function (GO): ATP binding
Source: RefSeq, a predicted model, not a curated record